Molecule: messenger RNA, 948 nt
Organism: Drosophila hydei
Lineage: Eukaryota; Metazoa; Arthropoda; Insecta; Diptera; Drosophilidae
Product: protein late bloomer
Exons: 5
Coding region: 131-757 (208 amino acids)
Cellular component (GO): membrane
Source: RefSeq, a predicted model, not a curated record
UUCGGACGGAUUUCAAACAAAAAUACACUAAGCAAAAUAAAGAGGGGAAUUUCUUUUGUUAUUUGGAAAAUAAACAAGCGCGCUUUGCUGAUUCGGAAGUCAAGAGCCUGUCAAAUUUAAAUCUUUAAAAAUGGGCUGCACCACAACCAGCGUUAAGAUUGCCUCAAUCGUACUGAAUGUCAUUUUGGCGUUCCUGGCAGUGGGUGCAAUUGGCUGGAUAGCGUUCAAUGCAGAUACGGAGAGCGAGGAAUUCGUCAUCGCCGCCUACGUGGCAUGUGCGAUAAUUUUGCUGUUCGCCUUUGUGGGCAUAUUUGCGGCAAUACGCGAAUCGGUUUGCUUGACCGCAACGAGCGCUGUGUUCUUACUGCUGCUGGCCAUACCGCAAAUCGUGAGCACCUUUAUGUUUCUGCAUCAGGCGGAGGUGCACAGCGCCCAGACCACAGUGGAGCUGGCUUGGCAGGCCAACAACAUGGACGGACUGCAGCAGAAGUACGAGUGUUGCGGCAAGAGCAGCGCCCAAGACUAUAUUCAUCUACACCAAUUGAUACCGCCCAGUUGCUAUGAGAAUCUCGAUCAACUGCCGAAGCAUAUGUAUCUCGAGGGCUGCAUCGGAAAGCUGCAGGACCGCUAUGAGAGCGACAAGCGGCGCUUCAUAAUUGUCUCCUGGGUGCUGGUAGCCUUUGAGUUGCUGUGCUUUGUUAUGGCCGUCUUCCUGGCCAUCAGUUUCCGCAACAAACAGCGGCGCUUGCAAUUUUAAUGGCCAACUAUAACCGAAUGACAAGUACAAAAACUGGGCUAAACUUUAGCCACGCCCACUGGGCUACGGGGUAAUUAAGUAUUUAACUUGUGCUUUGGAUAUUCGGGCAUAAAUAUUUACCAAAAAUAUAGUAAUAAUAAUAAAAUAUGCAUAAAAUUCAUAAGCUUAAACUUUUACUUCAACUGCUACAA